AUGAGCUUGAAGAGCGUGGAAGCGGGUGGGGAUGGAGUCAGGGCUAAGGAUAGCCCUUGUUACUUCUGCAAUGAUAUGUUCGAGAUGGGGAAACUGCAGAGUCACCUGAAGCAAUGUGGCAGUAUAUUGGAGCAGUGUCCUCUGCGCUGCGGCGCGUGGAUACAGCGGAAGCACAGGGAGACACACGUCAACGAGUGUCCACAGAUGGAAAAGGCACGUAACGUCUCCUCUCCAAGUCACGUGAGAGUGUCUGACCCUGCGCCGCCCGUCGUCAUCAACCACACCUGGAACCCGAGGAACGUCCCUCUAGAAGAUUGUGUUUCGUAUCUUGAAAAAGAAUUAGCGUCUAUUAAAUUAAUACUAUCAGAGGAAACCAGCCACCGCGAUCUCCAGGCCACUGAACUUGAGAAUCUCCGCUCUAAGCUCGUGUUAGUUGAGGAGAGAUCCCAACACUUCCUGUCAACCAUUGUAUCCCUACGCGCGGCGGUAGACGACGAGUCUGAACGGUCUUCCAACUGGGCUGCCCAGUUCAAACAUGAUUUAGCUAAUGUUCAAUUGGCUUUACAGGAGCUUCAAAGCCAGCAGCUGAACACAGUUAUGCGACUUGAAAGUGCUGUCAGCAGUCUGGUUCACGAGCAAAAUGAGAGGGAACUCCUGGAGCAAGCGUUGACGCAGCACGAUAAUAGGAUUCGAACAAUUAAAAGUCUCGAGGAAGUCAUAGAGUAUCUCAAGCAGACGGUAGAAGAAGAAAGAGAGAGGAACGCAGAGAGCCGCGCUAUGCUGGAGACAGAGUUACUGGAGGCGCGCAGGUCUUCUGUACACCUGGCGCAGCUGGCGGCGUUGAGGGUGCAGCUGCAGAACGAGACUGGAGAACGACCGGCAAUAGAUCGUCUCGCAGUGCUAGAAGUAGCGACAGCAGACGUUCGAGCCGAAGCAGCGGAACACGCCUCCAAGAUGGACCUCAUCAGUCGCGACCUGCGCGCGCUCACCAAGUCCUACCACAAGAUACGCUCAGAGCUGGCUGACUUCCAGACUAGGGUCACUUUAGACAGCCCUGAGUUUGGCGGUGACGAUGGUCAUCUAAUAUGGAGAAUAAACAACUUUUCGGCGAGGAUGAAGGAAGCAAAAGAAAAUGACGCAGUACUGACGAGUCCGAUUUUCCGUACAAGCAAAUACGGAUACACGCUUAAGGGGGAGUUGAAUUUGAAUGGUAUCGGCAAAUGGAAGGGUCGCAACAUAACCAGUACAGUGCGACUUGUGUCAGGGCCUUACGACGCGCUGCUGGAGUGGCCCUGUGACCUCAGUGUCAACAUCAUACUUAAAGACCAGCCAGCUAAGAGAAGCCAGGCAAUGGACAUCGUGAAAUCCCUCGAUCUUCGUCGAAAAUCUUCAUCAAGACGACACGACUACGACGACGAAGACGAAAAAACCAAAUCCACGGAAACCCUGGAUAUCAUCCAGAUGAAGAGGCAGUACAUCUUCAUACCGCACACCAGUCUCGACAAGUUCGAGUAUAUCAAGAAUGAUGUCAUGUUCAUCGAAAUCAUUGUCAAUCAAUAGAAAAUUUUUAAAAGUGCUACGCAAUACUGUAUAAAUACAUGCCUAGUUUAAAAAUAGGAGCAAUGAUUAAGAA
Molecule: messenger RNA, 1633 nt
Organism: Melitaea cinxia (Glanville fritillary)
Lineage: Eukaryota; Metazoa; Arthropoda; Insecta; Lepidoptera; Nymphalidae
Gene: Traf-like
Product: TNF receptor-associated factor 3
Exons: 10
Coding region: 1-1560 (519 amino acids)
Biological process (GO): regulation of canonical NF-kappaB signal transduction; protein K63-linked ubiquitination; tumor necrosis factor-mediated signaling pathway
Cellular component (GO): plasma membrane signaling receptor complex; cytoplasmic side of plasma membrane
Molecular function (GO): tumor necrosis factor receptor binding; ubiquitin protein ligase binding
Source: RefSeq, a predicted model, not a curated record